Fragaria vesca subsp. vesca is the source of this 3169-nucleotide messenger RNA. RefSeq lists its product as uncharacterized. Lineage: Eukaryota; Viridiplantae; Streptophyta; Magnoliopsida; Rosales; Rosaceae. The transcript is spliced from 9 exons. The record is from RefSeq and is a predicted model, not a curated record. The coding region runs from base 1 to 2670 and encodes 889 amino acids. Gene Ontology annotation, molecular function: protein binding.
AUGGGUCAGAUCGUGAGGGGGAAGAAGAAGGGAAGGCCGUCCAAGGCAGAUCUGGCUCGCCGCUCCGGCGAAUCGCCGGCGGAGGAGCGGGACGUCCGGAGAAGUCUCCGGCGCCGGAAUGUGAAGUACACCAUAGACUACGACGACUACCUGGACGACGACUCCGAGGACUCCGACGAAGACGAGGAGAUUAGAAUACAGAAGAAGCUGAAGCUCAUGGCCAAGCUCCACCCGGAACAACCACCGCCUCCCCUGGCGCGUAACUCCCACGCGCCGGAGUCGUCGUCGGAAUCCGAGGAUGAGAGGAAGCCGCCGCUGAAGAAGCGGCCGAUCAGUAAGGACGACGACGACGAAGACGAGGAUUACGAAGGAAAUGACGGCGGUGAUGACGACGAUGACUGUGAGGAACGGGGUCUGAAGCCACACUCCAAGCAGCUCAAUUCCCCUCCAGGAACGCCGUCGGAUCAUCAUCAGGCUGUCACUCCAUUGCCGGAUAAGAAGACGUUGGAGUUGAUUCUCGACAAGCUUCAAAAGAAGGACACUUAUGGCGUGUAUGCAGAACCUGUUGAUCCUGAAGAGCUUCCUGACUAUCAUGAUGUCAUUGAGCAUCCCAUGGAUUUCACAACGGUGAGGAAGCAAUUGGCAAAUGGAACAUAUUCUACACUAGAACAAUUUGAGAGUGAUGUCUUUUUAAUAUGUUCAAAUGCAAUGCAAUACAAUUCACCCGAGACGAUAUACCAUAAACAGGCAUCAUCUAUACAAGAGCUAGGGAGGAGAAAAUUUGAGAGGUUAAGAAUUGACUAUGAAAGGUCAGAAAAGGAGGUCAAAUUAGUGCAGAAAACAAAGUCAAAUUCCUUGGUAAAGAAACCAAUAAAGAAGCCUCUGUCCCGAACGUUACAGGAACCUAUUGGCUCAGAUUUCUCCUCAGGUGCCACUCUUGCCAAUGCUGCAGAAGUCCAGAACAGUUCCCAUCCAACACAAGGAACUGGUUAUGAGAGACCUAGCAACAUUGAUGGGCCUGUAGAGGGUAUUAUAUCCUUGAAUGAAGCUAGUCUAGAGAAAACAGAAGAAAUGCUAUCAGGGAAGAGUAUGCCGAGUAUGCCAUCUAAAGCUGGGAAGAAGCCAUCUGUGCUUGAUGACAACCGUCGUGCAACCUAUAACAUAUCUAGUGAGCCUGUGAUCACAUCAGAAUCAAUAUUCACAACUUUCGAGGGUGAAACUAAGCAGUUUAUUGCAGUCGGGCUUCAUGCAGAAUAUGCAUAUGCCAGGAGCCUGGCUCGAUUUUCUGGAAGUCUUGGACCAAUUGCUUGGAAAGUUGCAUCAAAGAGGAUCGAACAGGCCUUACCUGAUGGUUGUAAAUUUGGUCGUGGAUGGGUCGAAGAAUAUGAGCCACUGCCAACCCCUGUACUGAUGGUAAACAAAGGUACCCAAAGUCAAUCUGCUUUGCCUCCAAGAUUCUUUUCACACAAUGAACCUAGAAAGGAUAAUAGAACUUUAAGGAUUUCAGUUCCUGCUAAGGAUCGCUCUGUUACUAAGCCUGUUAUUGAAGAAAGACAGCAAUGUGUUAGUGUGCCAACUUCAGCAGGGAGACCAUUGUUAUUUGGUUCUUCUAGGGGGAAUUACUCAGAAGAGAAACACUCUGUCAUUAGUUCUGUUGGAACAAAAGGUGGUCAUGCAGUUAAUGCAUUUCAUCAGCAGCAAAAUCCACAAUCCAGAUUUAUUGAGAGUGGGAAACAGGUCCCAAAGAAAGUUGAGUUGAACUCUGUACCCUCAGCUAAUCAAAAUAACGCCAACCUUGUUCCAGAAAAGCAAUUAGCAAGAAACUCAGAGCCAGCAGCUUCAAGGUCCAGAGGUACAGCAUUGAGGAACAUGAAUAUUCCGCAGUCUUUACCUUUCAAGAUGCCGGAUUCUAAUGGUGUUGUUACCUCACGGUUGCCUAAUGGGAAAGGUGCCAGUGCUUGUUCGGAGAAUCGGAUGAUUGGUUCUUCUGAUAGGGCUCCUAGCCAAAUGGAAAGAACUGAAGCUUACUUUCCUCAUGCACACGAGCAGGGUCUUAGUGACCCAGUACAGCUGAUGAAAAAAUUGGCGGAAAAGACACAAAAGCAACAGAACUUAUCAACUCAAUCGUCAACUGAUACUAAACCUGUCAUGUCAUCGGUUCCAUCAACGAGAAGAGACGACCCAAGCAAUGCUGCAGCAGCUACUGCCCGUGCUUGGAUGUCUAUUGGGGGUGGAGCGUUUAAACAGCCAACAGACAAUCCCACAGUAGCUAAUGGUCAGAUCUUUUCAGAUUCAUUAUAUAACCCAUCCCGAGAGUUUCAUUCACAAAUUUCACGAGUUCGAGGGGUGGUUCCUAAUUCUGGUGCAAUGCAAUUCCAGACUGAGAACAGUUUUUCAUUUCCAACUUUUUUACCACGACCUGUUCAUAUGGUGAAUGAACCGCAGUUCCAAAAUCGGCCUAUAUUUUUCCCUCAGUUAGCAGCAGCUGAUUUAUCUAGGUUUCAGGUGCCACCCCCUUGGAGGGCUCACAGUCCUUGUGCCCAGCCAAGACAGAAACAGGAAUGUCUUCCUCCAGAUUUAAAUAUUGGUUUCCAGUGCCCAGGGUCUCCAGUGAAACAGUCAUCUGGUGUUAUCGACUCUCAGCAGCCAGACUUGGCUUUGCAACUCUGAGUCCAGAUGGUUAUCUGGAGGACUCAACAGAUAGAGUACAUAGCUGAGACGUAUAUCUCUGGGUUUCAUCUUCUGAUCUUGUUAUGAUAGAACGGUAUGGCGAUUAUCCAUUUUUGACCUCGAAAGGGAAGUUUGCCAAGAUGAAAUGAAGGUAUGUAUUUGCUCGACUUGAUAUAUCAUCUACUCAGAAUUUGAGGAGAGAUAGGUUUAACAGAAAGUCCUGUUCUGGCUUUACUAGGUGAGGAUCACUGACUGGCAGAAGCAGCACACACGGGCAGAAGAUGAUUCACUGUGGUCAUGACAGAUUGCGUAGGAGUUGUUAAAGCAACAUAAUUGCAUAAAUGUAGUCGAGGCCUUGUACAUGGUUACAGGUUGAUGAGAAUUAGGUUGUUUAGAUUUUACUCCUGUUCAUGCCUGUUCAUGUAAUUGCUUUGAGAAUUCCUCUUCAUACCGGUGCUAUUAUAAUGUACAUGUGCACAGUGCACUAUCAUUGCCUCUC